Messenger RNA from Pteronotus mesoamericanus, 852 nucleotides. RefSeq names its product dendrocyte expressed seven transmembrane protein (gene DCSTAMP). Lineage: Eukaryota; Metazoa; Chordata; Mammalia; Chiroptera; Mormoopidae. Gene Ontology annotation, cellular component: cell surface; endoplasmic reticulum membrane. The transcript is spliced from 2 exons. The record is from RefSeq and is a predicted model, not a curated record. The coding region runs from base 1 to 852 and encodes 283 amino acids.
AUGGGGGUCUGGAACUCGGGCAGCGGUAUCUUCCUAAGUCUUUGGGGAACAUACGUGUCUCCAAGAAGCCCUGGAUGGAUGGACUUUAUCAAACAUUUGGGAGUUUGUUGUUUUGUUGCUUUCAUUUCGGCCGGCCUCCUCUCAGUUGCCUUCUCCUGGUUUCUGUCCUCAUCUGUAGUCUUCACCACCUCCUGGGUGAUCCUGUGUGUUCUGCUGUGCUGCUCCAAGCACGUGAGAUGUUUCAUUCUCCUCUUCUUCCUCUCCUGUGGCCUGCGUGAAGGCAGGAACGCUUUGAUCGCAGCUGGCACAGGGACAGUCAUCUUUGGACACGUGGAAAAUAUCUUCCACAACUUUAAGGGUCUUCUGGACUGUAUGACUUGCAACCUAAGGGCAAAGAGCUUUUCCAUACAUUUGCCACUUUUGAAAAGGUAUAUUGAAGCAAUUCAGUGGAUUUAUGGCCUUACUACUCACCUAGAUCUAUUUGAUGAUCUUGUUUCUUGGAAUCAGACCCUGGCAGUCUCUCUUUUCAGUCCCAGCCAAGCCCUGGAGGCACAGCUAAAUGACACUAAAGGUGAAGUCUUGGGGGUCUUGUACCAGAUGGUGACCACAACAGAGAUGCUGUCCUCCCUGGGACGCCAGCUACUUGCCCUUGCAGGGCUUUUGCUGGUGCUGCUAGGCACUGGCCUCUUCAUGAAGCGAUUUCUGGACCCUCAUGGUUGGAAGUUUGAAAACAUCUACAUCACCAGGCAGUUUGUUCAGUUUGAUGAAAGGGAGAGGCAUCAACAGAGACCCUGUGUCCUGCCAUUGAAUAAGAAGGAAAGGAAGAAAUUCAUUUCUGGCUUCCGGUCCUGA